Molecule: messenger RNA, 5053 nt
Organism: Thamnophis sirtalis
Lineage: Eukaryota; Metazoa; Chordata; Lepidosauria; Squamata; Natricidae
Gene: ZNF800
Product: zinc finger protein 800
Source: RefSeq, a predicted model, not a curated record
CUGCCCUUGGCCCAUCCGGCUCCGGGGUCGCGUCGCGCGGCCGCUUGGGCGGGACGGGCGGCGGUAACUUUCACACGGGACGCUCUGCGGGAGCGCUCCCCUUUCCCCCUCUCCUCCUCGGCGGAGGCGCGGCUGCCCGUGAGAGGACUCGGCUGGCUCCCGCUGUCACCUGCCGCUGUCUGGAGAGCCCCUCUCCGGCUUUCCUCCCGCGCGCACUGCCAUCCCGUCCGAAGCGCCGCCGAGCGGGUUGCGCUCGAUGGGCUAAAAUCGCCGCUUCUCCUCCUCCUCCGGCUGGGCUGGCGGCUGCCCGUCUUUCAGGAGCCUCGAAACAAUCUACUGAAUGUAGAAGGAAAGCCAGUUAUUGAUGUAGAAAAUGCCUCUUAGAGACAAGUACUGUCAGACUGACCACCACCAUGGAUGCUGUGAACCAGUACGUGUGCUGGAACCUGGAGACCCACCUUUAUUACAGCAGCCUUUUCAUACAUCAAAAUCUGGAAUCCAGCAAAUUAUUGAAUGUUUUCGAUCAGGAACUAAACAACUCAAGCAUAUUUUGCUAAAAGACGUGGAUACCAUUUUUGAAUGCAAAUUCUGCCGCAGUCUCUUCAGAGGGCUACCAAAUUUAAUAACUCAUAAAAAAUACUAUUGUCCACCAAGUCUUCGGAUGGAUGACAACUCUCCUGAUAUAAAUGAUAAACAGAGUCAAGCCAUAACUGAUCUCCUAGAAGCUAUGUAUCCACGAGUGAACAAGCAAGAUUAUAUAAUACGUUUGGAACCUAUAGAAACAAACCAGAAUGCUGUAUUUCAGUAUGUCUCAAAGGCAGAUAGUUCAGUGGAGAACACUGACCCAAACGCUAUUCCUGACCAAGCUUCUGUAGAAACACCAGAACAUGCAACAGAACCUCCUCCUAAACCAGUGUCAGAUACUUCAGAAACAAAAGCUGAAGAGACUCCUCCCUUAGUUGUUGACAAGAUAAUGCCAACUCCAGAAGAACCUGCCCCAUGUUCAAAACCUGAAUUAGAAUGUGAUAAUAAUUCUGAUUCGGGUCAUCAAUUAAUUUGUUCCCUGUGUAAAAAAGAAUUUCAUUCCAGACGCAGUAUACGCCGUCAUAUUAGGAAAGUCCAUAAAAAAAAGAUGGAAGAACUAAAGAAAUUUAUUCAAAUUAAAAAAAGGCCAAAUCAGAUAUCUAGAAGGGGUCGCAAUAAGAAUGUUUUGGUAACUUUGGGUAAAAGUUGUCCUUUGUGUAUUAAAUCAUUUGCUACAAAAGCCAAUGUAAGAAGGCAUUUUGAUGAAGUUCAUAGAGGACUGAGACGGGAUUCUAUAACUCCUGAUAUAGCUACAAAACCUGGACAGCCUUUAUCCUUGGAUAAAACCUCUGGAAAAACUGCUAGAACACAAAAACAAAAGCCUUCAAAAGCUGAGUACAAUUUAACUGCUUGCAAAUGCCUCUUGUGUAAGAGGAAAUAUAGUUCCCAGGUAAUGCUUAAAAGGCACAUGCAAAUUGUUCACAAGAUAACUCUUUCUAUUAAGAAUCCUAAAAGAGAGCGAAAGCCUAAUGCAGAAGUGAAAGUGAAAAUCGAACCAGCAGAAUCUACAGUAUCUACGCCUUCCAUCUGUAGUUCUUUGCAGAAUGAAGUAAAGGGAAUAAAUAAUUCAAAUGAAAGAAAAAAUACAUCAUCCAUUGAGAGAAAGAAUGCAGUAUCCAGUGAAAAAAAGAAAACACCCACUGAACGAAAAGGCAUAUCAUCCACUGGAAAAAAGAAUGUAACUCCAGCUAAAAAAAAUAAAGUUAAGCAGACCUGUCAGAAAUCAAAGUCAAAUAACCAGUCUCUUGCAAGUGGUCUCAAAAAGCCCAGGAAGCCAAGGCUGUCAGUUGGCUUUGAUUUUAAAAAGCUUUACUGUAAACUCUGUAAACGCCAAUUUACUUCUAAACAAAACUUAACAAAGCACAUUGACUUGCACACAGAUGGAAAUAAUAUUUAUGUUAAAUUCUAUAGGUGUCCCCUCUGCACUUAUGAAACACGCCGGAAGCGUGAUGUGAUAAGACACAUAACUGUAGUACAUAAAAAGUCUUCACGUUACCUUGGUAAGAUAACUGCAAGUUUAGAAAUCCGAGCAAUAAAAAAACCUAUUGACUGCAUUCUAAAAAAGGUGGCAAAAAGAGGCCCUCAGAGGGAUGAAGGUAAACAGAAUGGUUCAAAACAAGACAUUACCUCUAACUCGCCAAAUAAAAAAUAUGAAGGAACUGAUGUUGGCAUUGAAGUGAAAGUCACAAAAAACUUUUCUCUGCACAGAUGCAAUAAAUGUGGAAAAGCAUUUGCCAAAAAGACUUUCUUAGAACAUCACAAGAAGACUCAUAAAGUAAAUGUGACACAUUCACCUGAAGACAACAAAACCAAAGGCAGAAGUACAAGAUCUAAAGCUCUUGUCUGUUGAAGAAUACUAGUGCCUUCUUAAAUACAUGCCUAAAUUUUCCAUUGGUACUUAAACUGCAAUCACAUUUUUAUAGAUCUAAUGCUUCAGACGGUAAAAGACUCUUGCAUUCAUUAAAAAAAGCGUUUUAAGAUUUUUUUUCAUGGCAGUGAACCUAAAAGCAGUUUAAGUUAAUACACACACAAUUCUUCAAAGUUUAAUAUUAUAUAUUAGUAUUUGCAUAAUAUUUUGUUAAUAGUUCCAUAGUUCCAAAUGAUUUUUAAAAUUAACUUUGCACUUCAUUGGUGCUGACCAGGCACAGCAAGCAUAUAUGAACUGAAGAUCUAUAGAUGUGAUGUCGCCUCAGUAUGUUGCUUUAAUACAUCAUUUUUGGCAUAAAAUUUGGAAAAUACAUUUGUAUUUUAAAUUAAUGUUAUAUAAUUCUUAAACCCUAGAGUUAAUACUUUUGUAUUUAAACCACCAUUCCUUUUGUAUUAGGAGAAGAUUGUCACUCAAAAAAAAAUCUUUUAUUUGAGGAGUGUUUUUGGUAGUUGGUCAUUUCCCCCCGAAAUUUUAACUUCUUUUUUACAUAAUUAAUUUGGACUGGGUAGGGGUAUCAGAUAGCCUAUUUUAUUGUAUGUAAUGAAAAUAUGGAACAGUUCCAAAUUACCUUUCCUUUAAUUGAAAAAUCUUGGACAACCAGCAGUUAAAGAAAGAAUAGUGUUUUUAAAUUCCUAUGACAGAGAAAACUUGUUUCAAUUUAAGAGAAAUGUGAGUGUAUCUCAGUAAACAGGUGCAACAACUUCUUUAAUUGAAGGUAACUUCAUACAAUUAAAUUACUUGUUCUGGCAAUUUAAAAAUUAUGUAAGACAAGUUUCCAAGCAUUUGAAAGGUAUUUUCAGGUUGGUUGAAAGGUUGGCUGGUUAGUUUUUCUUUUCUUUUCGCUUUUUAUAAAAUAAAAAAAUGGAUCUCUAAACCAGUGAUAAUCUAGACCUUUGAACCUAUAGCUUAUUUUUCCCUUUUCCCCAUAUUUAGAAGGGGACUUGUCAGCAGUGAGGGAAGUGAUACAAAGAGAACACAGAAUUUUUAGUAAAGGUGUCCCUUCCUAUCCUGUAGAUAAAAGUUUCUACUGGAUCAAAAAUUAUGGGUAUCAAUUGAAUGUUUUCUCACUUUUUACCCAAAUGAGCAACCAACUUAUCAGAGAAAAUCUGAUUUCUAUGUGGUAAGCUUAUAUGCUACUAAUAAACAGAAAACCUUUAAAAUCGGUUAUAGUUUAUAUUAUAUAUGUAUUUCUCCUUAGUUAAAAUAAUGUGAUAAUAUUUGAAAUUAGAACCACUAAAAUCUAGAAUAGUAAUAUGAGAAUAAGCUGUUUUCAGAUUAAAUGUGUUGACUCUUAAACAAUGUAACAUCUUGCCUAAUAUUUUCAACAAAAUUAAAAUUCAUUAAAUAUAACACCUAAAAUUGAAAACGUGAUGCAGUUCUGGAGUGCUAGUAAUGAAAUGAACAUUUUAAAAGGAAAGUUUGCAAAUAUUUUAAAAUUAAAUUACCACCUAGAACAGGUGCUUCCUAGGUGUGGUCCUUACUUAAUUCUGAUUUUACUGAAAAGAUUUUAUGUUCGUUGUGAUAUACUACUAAGCAAAUGCUUUGUGAUGUACUUAAAAUAUUUUUAUAUAUAUAUAAAUGAAUGUAUAUGAGCAGUUUUCUUAGUAUAAUUUGAAUGAAUUGUAAUCUAGCAUUUGCUUUAAAUUCAAUUCAUGGUUGAGUAAUUUUGGGGAGUAUUAAAUCUGAAUUGUACUAUCAAAAUCUAUAGUGAUUUUGAAUGAUUAGCACAUUCAACAGUUUUUCAUAUGGAGGUUUACAAACUACCGACAUUCCCCUAUUUUAAUUGUUCUUUAAAAAAAUAAAAUUACACACAAGCACUUUAAUAGCCAGAGUUUAAAUUUCUUUUAGUGAUUUCUUCUAAAGACAUUACACUAAUAUUCCUGUGAAGAUAGUAGUUGGUUUUUUUUGGUAGUAUAUUCAGAUUCAAAUAUUUGUUUUGUAGUUUGUUAAUUAUUGCCUAAGAAUAAUAGUGCAAGGAUUUUUUUUGUUUUGUCCACAAAAUGUUGAAUGACCACUUUAGGUAGCACUUGGCUUUUUUUGUAAAGUUUAUGAGGGGCUUGCUCAUUAUUGUCUAUUUUAUAAUCAGUUCUAUAGCAAAACAGUAGCACACCUUCCAUUAUGAAUUUUUGGCAGGUUUGUGCACUUUUUUAAAAAUUUUAGAAAAUGUUUAGUGAUUUGUGUCAAAUUGCCAGAUACUGAAUAUCAGAAGAAACGCCGUUUGUAAAAUACUGGUUGACUCCCUUGCUAAGGGAAUGCCUUGUGUCCAUAUAAACCUUUUGUACAAAAUAUAUCUAAAAAUGUUGAUCAUAAAUAAAAAAAAAUAUUCUUUUUUGAAUAGAUAACAUGUUUGGCCUUUUAGUGCUUUGCACUAAAAAACUGUGAAUGGAAAAUGGACUGUAACUGUUUCUGGAAAUGUUCUAUGUUGAAUGUACAUGCUUGGAUAAAUGUACUUUAUUUGAAUAAACUGGAAAUUAUUUCAGCUAAAUAUACUUACGCCCUCUUUAUAAAAUGCAUAGUUAGAUAUUGUUUAUAUACAUUACC